Gossypium arboreum is the source of this 816-nucleotide messenger RNA. Its product is annotated as TMV resistance protein N-like. Gene Ontology annotation, molecular function: protein binding. The transcript has 2 exons. NCBI's taxonomy places the organism in Eukaryota, Viridiplantae, Streptophyta, Magnoliopsida, Malvales, Malvaceae. The record is from RefSeq and is a predicted model, not a curated record. The coding region runs from base 1 to 816 and encodes 271 amino acids.
AUGAAACGUCUAAAAACUCUAGAUCUUUCUGGUUGUUAUAGAGUUGAAAAUUUAUCGGAGAAUUUGCAGCAUGAAAAGUUUUUGGAAGAGCUCGACUUGACUGAAACAGCCAUAACCGAACCACCAUCCUUCAUUUUUCAAUUUAAAAAUCUUAAAGUUCUGUCUUUCAAUGGAUGCAAAAGAGGAAGGACAAAUUCCAUUGCUCCGAUGUUACCUUCAUUUUCAGGUUUGAGUUCAUUAAGAGAGCUAAAACUAAGGGACUGCAAUCUUUGUGAAGGAGAUAUUCCCCGUGAUGUUUCUGGUCUAUCCUUUUUGAAAGAACUUGAUCUUAGUGGUAACAAUUUCGUCAGUAUACCUGCAUCUCUUACACGACUCUCCAAGCUUGAAGUUCUUAUAUUGUCAAAUUGCAACAUGUGCACUCUUGGUGAAGCAGAUAUUCAUGGUCUAUCCUCUUUGAAAUGGCUUUAUCUUAACGAUAACAAUUUCAUCACCGUUCCUUUGGCUCUGACUCAACUUUCCAAGCUUAAAUUGAUUGCAUUAUCAAAUUGCAUGAAGCUUAACUCGUUGCCUGAGCUACCAACAAGUAUAGAAGAUGUGUGGCUAGAGGGUUGUUCUUCACUUGAAGUAGUUGCAAGUCCAUCAAAAGAAGUGAAAUCCCAGAAUGGUUUAGCCAACAAAAAGGUGACUCCUUUAUUAAGAUUCCCUUACCUAUCAACCUUCAAGAGGAUAGUGAAUGGAUUGGAGUUGCUUGUUGCUGCAUUUUUGUCAAUAAUGAUGCUUCAAAGGAUGUGGGCUUUAUCGACUGCAGAGCGUUAA